GAGCGAGAGGUGCGCGUUUGCUGCGAUGCCCGAGCCGGCCAAGUCCGCCCCCGCGCCCAAGAAGGGCUCCAAGAAGGCGGUGACCAAGACGCAGAAGAAGGGCGACAAGAAGCGCAAGAAGAGCCGCAAGGAGAGCUACUCGAUCUACGUGUACAAGGUGCUGAAGCAGGUGCACCCCGACACGGGCAUCUCGUCCAAAGCCAUGGGCAUCAUGAACUCCUUCGUCAACGACAUCUUCGAGCGCAUCGCCGGCGAGGCCUCGCGCCUGGCGCACUACAACAAGCGCUCCACCAUCACCUCGCGGGAGAUCCAGACGGCCGUGCGGCUCCUGCUGCCCGGCGAGCUGGCCAAGCACGCCGUCUCCGAGGGCACCAAGGCUGUCACCAAGUACACCAGCUCCAAGUAAGCUGCGUCUGCAUCCUGUGCCAGACCUGCUCCACCCAAAGGCUCUUUUAAGAACCACCAACCCUUUACAUUUGAAGAGGCAAUGGCACGCAGGAAGCAGACAUAACAGAGAAGGCAUCUUUACAGAAAAACAGCAAUCAAAGCAGCCCACAAGACCACA
Messenger RNA from Grus americana (Whooping crane), 565 nucleotides. RefSeq names its product histone H2B 1/2/3/4/6. The transcript is spliced from 2 exons. Gene Ontology annotation, molecular function: DNA binding; structural constituent of chromatin; protein heterodimerization activity. Lineage: Eukaryota; Metazoa; Chordata; Aves; Gruiformes; Gruidae. The record is from RefSeq and is a predicted model, not a curated record. Bases 26 to 406 code for a protein of 126 amino acids. Gene Ontology annotation, cellular component: nucleosome.